AUGAGUAACAACGACAACAAGAACUCAAACACUGCCACUUCCAAGACAUCUCUGAACAUGUCAAGGGUUAGCAGGGGUGGCAAGCAAGUUACCGGUGGAUCUCGAGUUGGAUACAGAAAGAGAGGUCCAACUGAUUCAUUGCAGCAGAGUCAUCAAGAGAUUAACGAUAUCCCUGAAUCACAGCAAUGUUUGAUUUGUGCAGAACGUAUCACCUAUGCCGCGUUGACACCAUGUAAUCAUACAACAUGUCAUAAAUGUACAUUUCGCCAGCGAGCUUUGUAUGAAAAGAAUAAUUGUCUCAUAUGUCGAAGUGAAAAUGAUAGGAUUGUCAUUACUGAGCAAGUAGAUAAAGGGUACGACGAAAUUGGGGUCACUGAUAUUGUAGCCUUUGACGAAAAAUAUCGAGUCGGGUUUACACAAGAGUAUGUCGAACAGGACACUCUUCGAUUGUUGAAAAAUGAGUGUCAGAUUUGUGGUGAAAAUUUUCCCACAUUUAAGGAAUUGGGCGACCACGCUAAGGAUUCCCACGGGAAAUACUACUGCUUAAUCUGUUCAAGACACAAAAAGGCAUUCAAGGUCGAACUUCCUGUUUUUACUUACAAGCAAUUGCAGAAACAUCAAUCACAAGGAGAUACAACUGGAUUCAAGGGCCAUCCUGAAUGCAAGCAUUGUCAGGGGAAAAGAUUCUACUCAGAAGACGAGUUGAAUAUACAUAUUCGUGACCGCCAUGAACGGUGUCACAUUUGUGAUCAGACUACACCCAAGACUGCUGAUUAUUAUAGAAAUUAUGAUGCAUUGUAUCUGCAUUUUAGUAGAGUCCAUUAUGUAUGCACAGUUCCAUCUUGUGUGGAAAAGAGGUUUGUUGUGUUUAGGGACGAUUUGGAUUUAACGGCUCAUAUGUUGAAAGAACAUGGUGGGCUAAACAAUGGGCAACGUGUGGUUAUUGGUUCUAAUUCAUAUCAUCAGCAUAGUGGUCAUUUUAGUCAAUUAUCUACAUUCAACAAUUCUCGCUGGUUAUCAUCAAAUGAAGAUCAAGAUGAAGACCAACAAUCCCCUGAGAUCAAAAAGAGGCGUUUUGAAGAGAGGGCCAAACAUUAUUUGAAUUAUGAUAAUGCAAAAUAUCAGGAGUUUACCAAAAUCAACGAACUAUUUUCCAAAAAGAAAAUCAAUGCUAGUGAGUUGUUAUCUCUUUAUCAAAAAGAUUUAUUCAUCCAUCAAUCUUUGGAAGACUUGAACUUUUUAUUCAAAGAGUUUCUUGAAUUCUUCCCUAAAACGAGUGACUUGUACAAAGAUUUGUUGACACUUGUAGUGGAAGAGAAUGAAAACAAUCCCACAGAACAAUUCCCAGUUUUGGGUGGAUCAAAUGCCGCUAAUGCGUUCACGUCAAACGGAUGGAUUGGUGGUGGUGGUAGUGGAAGCGCUGCUGGAUCGAGUAGGAACAGUGGGGCAUCAACACCGGUUGAUAGAUUCCCACCAUUGAAGAAACCAGAGAAAGUAAAGUAUGUCAAUCCCAACGAACAACCGAUACGAUACUCAACGGUUCUUAAAAAAAGCAAACCAAAGGCAGUGUCGGUUAACAGAUCACCCUUCAUUAUGUCACCAGCUCCGUAUUUGCCAAAUUAUCUCGAUCGUAUCAACAAUACCAAAUCUGACACAUCGUUGACGAAUGGCUCAAAAUCGUCUACCCAAGCAUUUAAGCCUCCUGCACUACAUAACGCUGGAGCUGCUGCCCUUGAUGAUAACAAAUUUCCCGCAUUGGAGAAGAAAUCUGUCAAAAAAAUGAUACCGCGGGUCAAUGAGGUCAAGGUUACUGAACCUAGUUCCUGGGGUAAACCUGGUGCUAGCAGUAACGGAUCUACCAAAGUGACAAUCCCUGAUGAUACCAGUGGUAUUGAAAUUGUUGACAAGAGGAAGCAAAAGAUGAAGAAGAAACAGGACAGAAUUUUGUUUAGCAAUGCGUUCUGA
Molecule: messenger RNA, 1965 nt
Organism: Lodderomyces parapsilosis
Lineage: Eukaryota; Fungi; Ascomycota; Pichiomycetes; Serinales; Debaryomycetaceae
Product: E3 ubiquitin-protein ligase
Exons: 1
Coding region: 1-1965 (654 amino acids)
Biological process (GO): rescue of stalled cytosolic ribosome; protein ubiquitination
Molecular function (GO): ribosome binding; ubiquitin protein ligase activity
Source: RefSeq, a predicted model, not a curated record